Messenger RNA from Coregonus sp. 'balchen', 8263 nucleotides. The record is from the annotation of a GenBank genome assembly. Lineage: Eukaryota; Metazoa; Chordata; Actinopteri; Salmoniformes; Salmonidae.
AUGCUGCUGUCUGCUGUGUGUGUCAUCCUCAGUCUGGCUGGAUCCAUGCUCUCCUGUCAGAACGCACAGAUGGUCAAAUCACUCCUCACCUGCCAGGUAUGUAGGAAAGGGGAAAUGUGUUGCACAACUGAAUGCUUUCAACCAAAAUGUGUCUUCCGCAUUUAACCCAACCCCUCUGAAUCAGAGAGGUGUACACAGCUCUGUGGAGAGUGUGAAUGUGUGUGUGUGUGUGUGUGUGUGUGUGGGGGGGGGGGGGGGGGGGUGAUGUGUGUGUGUUACAGUUUUUCUCGAUUGUUUACACACAUUUUCUGAAAGCAUGCCUCAUAUUCUCAGAACUCUACACACAAAUCAAAAAACACACACACAAUGGGCAAAAACCCUCAAUUCUCCAGCAAAAUGAAACUUUACAUUCAAAACAAUGUUAUUUCUAAUCAAAAUUGUAUUUUGUUUUCAAAUGACACACACAAACCAUCAUAUGAAUAGACAUUUAUAAGAACCAGUUGAACACUGAUGUGCUCAAUGUAAAACACUAUGAUGAAUGGAAAACACUUCUUCUCCAUUCAUCAUAAUGACUUAGGCCUUUUUUUGGUUCAGUGUUGCCAUUACUACAGACAGUACAUACAUAAGUGUGUUGUAAAAUAUUUGAGAAUAUUGUUUUUAUACUCAGAACACACAAAUACACGGUAACAAAUAUAUUUCAUUUUUCCCACAAAAACAAUGUACACAGUGUACAUCCCAUUCCCAACCAACACAAAGUUGCACAUACAGUGGUCUACAUACAAAACAGAAGAAUUGAAUGUAUACAGUUACAGUAAAAAAAUAAAAUAAAAAACUAUGCUGCAUCCUCUCUUCUGUUGCGGUCUGGCCACAGCACCUCAUCCACAUCACAAGCAAUGUUUUCCCUGGCCAAGCAGUGGGGGAAAUAUCGCCUAGCAUGGCGAUUCCAGCCAUGAAAAGAAUCAGCUGCUAUAUCUCCACAUGCGUCUUCCAUAGCUUGGAGAAGAGGUAUACGCAUUUGUGGAUUUCGGUCAUACACGUUCCAUCUCCAGGCAGAAAAAAAAUCCUCAAUAGGAUUGAGGAAUGGAGAAUAUGGAGGGAGAUAAACAACUAAAAAGGAAACAGAGGCAGAGACAUUGCUUGUGAUGUGGAUGAGGUGCUGUGGCCAGACCGCAACUAAAAAAAAAUGACAACGUACCUGAGCUGCUCUGGGCCAUCUACCUGAUCUGGUGGAAUGAGUGUGUUGUGUAGGGUGUCCAGGAAUGUGAUCAGAUGGGCGGUGUUGUAGGGGCCAAGGGUAGCAUGGUGAUGGAUGACGCCGUGGUGGGUAAUCGCUGCACACAUUGUGAUGUUCCCUCCGCGCUGGCCAGGGACUUGAACAAUGGCACGCUGGCCGAUGAUAUUCCUUCCCCUCUUUCGUAUUUUUGUGAGGUUGAGUCCAACCUCAUCAAUGAAGAUGAACUGGUGCUCCACUGCAGCAACCUCUAGCUCAAGGACUCUCUGAAACACACAUGACAAUAUCAGAAAUAGACAUGGAGUGGUCACUAUUGUGAAGCACAAUCAUUAUGAUUACAAUACUGAAAUAUGUAUAAUUUAUACAGUGUUGAGAGUAUGCAUCAAUUGUGGGAUUGUAUAGGACUCACUUGCACAUAGUUAUAUCGCAAUUCUUUGACUCUUUCUGAAUUGCGUUCAAAUGGCACCCUGUAGACCUGCUUCAUCCUGAGAUUAUUUCUGCGCAAGACACGGUCCAGUGUUGAUAAGCUUACCCUAUCAAUAUUUUGAAAUAUCAUUGUUUUCUAUUAUUUUUCUUUGUAUUUGCCGUAAUGUUAUGGCGUUAUUUUCUAGGACCAUGUUCAUGAUUUCAGUUUCCUGUUCAGGAGACAGAACACGUUCCCGACCACCUUGUGUUGGUUGGUAAUCUUUCAGUUCUGCCAAACAAAUAGUAAAAUGCUGUAAAUACAAAGUAGAAAUACAUUUCCCAAAUACUUGAAACAUACUUUAUUUUUACAGUCCUACAGAACAGUCCACAGGCAAUACUGUACUACUGUACUCAUUGAGUACUGUAUUGAUAUGCAGUACUGCAAUUUUCUAGUGAGAGUAGAUUUCUUACCUAUUCUCAUUUCGGAAUGUCCGGAUAAUGGAUGCUACAGUGUACCUGCUCAAAUUUGGCUGUACUCUUUGCCCAGCCUCCCUCAUUGUUAGACCAUGGUUGACCACAUGAUCAACCAAAGUGGCUCGGAUCUCAUCAGAGAUUACGGUCCUUGGCCUUCCUCGUCCUCGUCCUCGUCCUCGUCCUCGUCCUCGUCCUUGUCCUUGUCCUCCCAGUCCUCCUCCUCUUACUCUCACUCCUCUGGCUCUGCCUCUGUUUCCAAUGUUGGCAUCCAUUGCUCCAAAACAGAAGAGCUCACCUGUUGCCCUUUUAUGCUAAAGCUCUGAUUGCUAAUUGUAAAACUGUGUGACGGGUGUUUGCCCAUGUGAUGAGUCAGUGUGCAUAUUUGAAUGGCAGUGUGUUCAUUGUGAAAACAACAGAUUUUCUGCAUGAAAAUUGUGCCAAAUGCAAAGAUUUGUGUGUAGUGUUUUGAAAAAAGUGUGUUGUAGAACUGCAAUUUGAGUGUAAAGCAGGAAUUGUGCUUGUAGUUUAGCAGAAUUGGUUCAGGGGGUUGGUGCAUGAGUUACAUGUUGUGGUCAUUGUGUCUCAAGUACCAGUAUUUGUGUGUAAACAAUUGAGAAAAACUGUAAUCCUCUGUGUGUGGGGUGUUGGGGGGGGGGGCGGGAUGUGUGUGUGUUAAUCCUCUGUGUGUGUGUUUUGCAGGUGGAGAACGGGUUGUGUGUGUGUUGCGCCCCGACACACUCCUGCUCUAUAAACGAGGAGGAGACCCUGGUACUCUACCUAAACGCAGACUGCCACUCUGUCAGACAUCAGCUGAAGGUGUGUGUGUUUAAUGACAGCUCAGUGUGUUUAAUGACAGCUCAGUGUGUGUGUUUAAUGACAGCUCAAUGUGUUUAAUGACAGCUCAAUGUGUGUGGCGUCUAUAUUCUCUGAAAGUAUGUGGGCUACAUUUUCUGAUGUCGACAAUCAUUUAUGCAGAUAUAAACUAAGCAGAGCAUAAUAUUAUAGGCAAAUGCACAUGAUGCACGCUGCAGUAUACAGCAUAUAAAUGAUUACAAACAGUAACCACACUGCUCCUCACUGCCCUGGCCUCCUGACUAUUUGUUAAGUGCUGAUGUCCUCUCCUCUGUUCCAGGACCUGUUGUCCAGUGCUUGUGGUCUGAGUGUCCUCUCCUCUGUUCCAGGACCUGUUGUUCAGUGCUUGUGGUCUGAGUGUCCUCUCCUCUGUUCCAGGACCUGUUGUUCAGUGCUUGUCGUCUGAGUGUCCUCUCCUCUGUUCCAGGACCUGUUGUCCAGUGCUUGUGGUCUGAGUGUCCUCUCCUCUGUUCCAGGACCUGUUGUUCAGUGCUUGUGGUCUGAGUAUUCUCUCUACCAUCAUCUGUACUCUCUCUACUGUCACCUGUAGUAUUCACAUCUUCUCCCUGGACCUAGUGCACCUGGUGAGUCUGCACACACACACACACACACACACACACACACACACACACACACACACACACACCACACACACACACACACACACACACACACACACACACACACACACACACACACACACACACACACACACACACACACACUCUUGUACACACACACAGACAAUAGUUUCUUUAUCCAUCCGUUAUAAUGAUUCCUCCCCUCCUCUCCCUGUUUCUUUCUCUCUAGCUCGCCCCGCACCGCUCUCGCUCCGUCAACCCAGAAUGCACCACUCCUCAGGAUGCCUUCCUAACCAACAUCAUGGACUUUGAGGAGUUUGUCCCGCCCAUCCCCCCGCCCCCCUACUACCCCCCUGAAUACACCUGCAGCUCUGAGACAGACGCACAGAGGUAAUAACACAGACAGGUAGCCUCGAGGUUAGAGCGUUGGGCCGGUAACCGAAAGGUCGCUGGUUCGAAUACCGGAGCCGACAAGGUGAAAAUUCUGUUGCGAUGCCCUUGAGCAAGGACAAUGGUGACCCUGGCUAUGACCCCACUCCCUGCAGGUGUCUCAGGGGGAGUUGGGAUAUGCAAGAAACACAUUUUCAUUAAACACUUUUGUGUAACAGUACAAAUAUUAUAAUAUAAUAUAAGCACCCCUCAAAAUAUUAUUAUUACACACACACUCUAGCAUUUGCAAAUAGCCAAGAAAAUCAUUGUUCAUUGUUUGUCUGUUUAUCUGUAUGUCCUCAGUAUCACCUAUAACGGGUCGAUGGAGAGUCCAGUCCCUCUGUACCCCACUGACUGUCCCCCUCCUUACGAAUUAGUGAUGGGACAGAGAGCAGCUAGCCAGGUCAGUGGGAAUCUGGAUUUGAGAGAGAGAGAGAGAGAGAGAGAGAGAGAGAGAGAGAGAGAGAGAGAGAGAGAGAGAGAAGAAAGAGCUGAGAGAGAGAGAGAGAGAGCUAUAGCGAUAUCGAUCGCGCAGUGCGCAUCUCCAGCUAGACCGUCUCUCUUAGAGCUCGCUCUCUUCUCUAGAGAGUUCCGCCUUUGUCUCCAGCCCUCUGACAUUUGCCUCUUGUUGUGCAUGCGUGUGUUUGUGUUUAUUAAACACAUGUCCUGUGUGGUUGUCUUUAGGCCACGGUGUUUGACAGCCAUGGGAACGAGCUGUCUGGAGAGAGGGCCACAUCCACUGCCUUCAGCGGAGAGGGUGAGAGUCACAUAUGCUACAUUCUGUUCACUUAUAUUUACUUCAGCUCUAUUAGUCAUGUUUUUACCAGUCUGGUAUUGACUGGAGAGUUUCCAUGAAGGGCCCAUUGACUCUGGUUCUUUACCUAAACAGCUACUGACUGUUCCAGCAACACUGCCAAUUCAUAAAUGUAGCCUAAUACAAACAAGUGAAUGAACCGUCUCCCUCCCUUCCUCCCAGUCUCCAUGGACAGUGGUUCUCUGUUGAUGUCGGAGAUCGUUGACAUCCCAGAUGACUCGUCACCUUCAGAGGACUCCUGCCUCGUGGGGGUGGGGGUGAGGGAUAGGGGGGAGAGACGGAGCACCAGGGGAGUGGAGGGGGGAGACGGGGGAGAAGGAGGGGAGUAUGUGAGCUUCCGUGGCCCCCCUCCCCAGGCCCCGAGAGAGUCCCCUGGUAGAGAGUCCCCUGGUGGGCCCCAGGGCCAGGCGAUUCUUCAGAGGGGAGAGGUCCAACUCCUGCCCUCAUCUAGCACUGCUACAGCUACAUACAGGUAAAUACACACACACACACACACAGUUCACAGCACAGCCAUUUUCUUACGGCUCCUUCUCAAACAAGAACUCCCGUCCCCCCUCCCCCCUCUUUGCAGGUCUCCAGUGUUGAGGCGACAGGCCAUGUUAGCCAGUAGUUGUUCCCAGUUGGAGCUGCUAGGGGGCGCCACCUCUCACCAGCGCUCCUCUAUCCUAGAGAAACGAGUCAGGCCCUGCACCCCUUUACGACGUGGUUCCGCCUCUGCCUCUGCAGCUCCUCCCACUUCCUCAUCCUCAGCUGUCAAUCAGCCGGGCUGUCAGGGCAACGGGGUGCCCCUCCCCCUACAGCCAUUGUACCUGCGUCGUCGGGGCGGAGGGAGCGAGAGGAGGGAUAGUGAUGGGCUUCUGCCCCUAGUGAGGUCACACAGCGAGCCUGGCCUCAGCUCUUCUGCUGAUACAGGUGGACACACACACACACAUACAGACAUCCUGUGUUAGUGAUUUACAACUCACACUAUGAACACACUAUGAAACACACUAUGCAGGAAAGACAUGGUGAUAGUUUGCAUUUCAUAUCUAUGUCAUACCUCUCUCUCCCUCCCUCUCUCUCUCCCUCCCUCCUCUCUCCUCCCUCUCUCCCUCCCUCUCCCUCCCUCUCUCCCUCCCUCUCUCCCUCCCUCUUUCCUCUCCUCCUCUCUCCCUCCCCUCCCUCCUCCCUCUUCCCCUCCCUCUCCCUCUUUCUCCUCUCUCCCCCCUCUCCCCUCCCUCUCCCCCUUCUCUCCAUCUCCACUCCCUCUUUCCUCUCUCUCCCUCCCUCUCCCUCCCCUCCCUUCCUCUCUCCUCUUCCCCUCUCUUCUCUCCUCUCUCCUCUCGCUCCUCUCCUCCUCCCUCUCUCCUUCCUCUCUCCUUCUUCCUCCCUUUCCCUCUCCCCCCUUUUCUCCCUCCCUUGUUUUUUUCCUUCCCCCCUUCCCCCCCACCCCCCCCCUCCCUCCCCCCCCCCUUCCCCCGCCCCCCCUUCCCUUUUCCCCCCCUCUCCCCCCUUUUCCCCUUCCCCUCCCCCCUCUUUGAGGUAUCCAGUGUUUGAGGCGACGGCCAUGUUAGCAGUAGUUGUUCCCAGUUGGAGCUGCAGGGGGCGCCACCUCUCACCAGCGCUCCUUAUCCAGAGAAACGAGUCAGGCCCGCCACCACUUUACGACGUGUUUCCGCCUUCUUGCCUCUGCAGCUCUCAACCACUCCCUCAUCCUCAGCUGUCAAUCAGCCGGGCUGGUAAGGGAAAAGGGGAUGAAAAAUCAAAAGAAAGAAAUGUUGUACCUUGCGGAGGAGGGGGAGGAGGGAGGAGAGGAGCGGAUAGUAUGGGCUUCUGCCCCUAGUGAGGGUCACACAGCGAGGCAUGCCCUCAGCUCUUCUGCUGGAUACAGGGUGGGACACACACACACACGUACAGACAUCCUGUUGUAGUGAUUUACAACUCAACACCCUCGAACACACUAGAACACACUAUGCAGAGAAAGACAAUAGGGGGGAGAGGGGGAAGGGAAGAGAGAGGGAAGAACAAAGAGAGAGAAGAGAGAAAGAAAAAAGAGAGGAGGAGAGAAAAGAGAAAGAAAGAGAGAAAGAACGAGAGCAAGAAAGAGGGAAGAGAGAAGAGAGAAGGAAAGAGAGACGAGGGAAAGAAGAAGAAAAGAAAGCGAGAAAGAAAGCAGAAAGAGGGGAGAGAAGCAGGAAAAGAAAGAAGUAAGAGAGAGAAAGAAAGAGGAAAGAGAAGAAAAGAAAGAAAGAGAGAAGAGAGAAAGGAAGAGAGAAGAGAGGAAUCGGAGAAGAAAGAAAGAGAGAAGGAGAGAAAUUCGUAUCUAAUCGAGUCUCAGUCUCUCCGCACCUACCUCUAGCAGAGCGCAAUGACCGGUGUCUAAAGAGAUCUCCUCCCGUUCUCUCGCUCUAGUGACUUCAGUUGUGGCUCAGUGGGCAGUAAGGAGUGCAGGGUCUCGGUCUCUCAUCGACCUCUCCUCCCUCUCUGCUCUAGUUGACUUCAGUUGUGGCUCAGUGGGCAGUAAAGGAGUGAGGGUGGGCUCUCAGACCUCUACAGACACAGGUGAGAAGUUAAAGGUUAGUGGUCAGAGAGGGCAGGAUUGACCACCCUUGGGUUAGACACUACAGAUUAUAGUUUCUGUCUGACUGUCUUCCCCAGGUCCGUCCUCCGAGGCAUGCCUUCUGCCCCACUCCUCUCUGGUGCCGCCCUCAGCCCUCCUCCCCAGGAAGGGCAGUGUGAAGGCAGCCACCAUGGGGCGCACCUUGCCCCUCUCCAAAGGCCCCGCCAACUCUCCCUUGCACCUGCCCAAAGAAUGCAACCGCUCUCUUGGGGACCUCAAGGUGUGUAAUGGCUGAAAAAUGCAAAUAACAGCAGCCAUAAACUCUGCAAAGAUACUUAUAUCUAGAAAUUGAGACAUUGUAUGUAGAAAGAUUAUGCCAGGUCCUCAUUUCUCAUCCUCUCUCCUUUUCUUCCUGUCAGGUGACGAGGGGGUUGGUGGCUCGCUUCCUGCAGCGCUCCAAACGGAACCUGGCGUCCGCCACAGAGCAUUCUGGGAACACGGGACAGGGUCAGAAAAGGAGAGGCGGGGCGGAGGGCAACGGGACAGGCCAUCUCCCUUUAGAGCAGGUAACACACACUGACACAUUGACACACAUACAGUAGAUACACACACACACUCACACACAGACACACACAUAUAGACACACACACACACACUCACACUAGUGUCUGUCUGUCUGUCUCCAGGUGUUACGUAACUCCUGGGGGGCCAGCCGGGGAUCCCACCCCCCACACCCUCAUCACCGCGGUCACCACCACUCUCAUAGUGACAGCCGCCACAACCGCCGUCAUAGCAACCAACCCCCUGUGACGGAGGGGAUCCACCUGCGCAGCUGCGGCGACUUAAGCUCCUCCUCCUCUGCAUCGCUAUGGCGAUUACUGACGGCCAACCCCCCUCACGGGUCAUCAGGGGCGCUGUACACAGAGUCAGCCCUGUGA